This is a messenger RNA of Haliotis rubra (blacklip abalone), 1195 nucleotides long. Its product is annotated as MRG/MORF4L-binding protein-like. The record is from RefSeq and is a predicted model, not a curated record. Gene Ontology annotation, biological process: regulation of transcription by RNA polymerase II. Lineage: Eukaryota; Metazoa; Mollusca; Gastropoda; Lepetellida; Haliotidae. The transcript has 4 exons. Gene Ontology annotation, cellular component: NuA4 histone acetyltransferase complex; nucleus. The coding region runs from base 11 to 790 and encodes 259 amino acids.
GUUAUCAAAGAUGGCUGACUCUGAAAGCACGAACUGGAAUGUUGAUAUGGAAGUGAAUUUAUUUCACGCAAUGAGACGACAUAAGCCAGCUGGUGUAAAUAGGUAUUUCCAAAUGAUGUUUAUCCAUGAUAAGCUGAACAACGCCAGCAGCCGGAAGAUCUCCUCCAAGCACAUAUGGAAACAUCUUACAGAGAUGUAUGAUUUACAGGCAUUGAAUGAAUCUGAGAUUAUUCCCUUCCCAAACAAGGAGGUAGAGUUCCUGCUACCUGAAGUCGACUACCAUUCUCUAAUGGAUAAGCCCUACCCGAGGAUUGAACAGGCAUCCGUCAAUGCUGAGGGAGAAAAAACAGAAGGUAAAGGAUCAAAGUAUGAUGGGAAAGGAAGCGGCUCCUCGAAUGAUAAAAGUAAAUAUGACAAAUCCACUAACAGAGGCGAAACAAAAGGCUCUUCAACCCCACAUUCUAAAGAGAGUAAAAGUGAUAGUAAAGGCACAUCAACUCCUCAUGGGAAAGAUAGCAAAGGUGACAAUAAAUCAGGAAAAGAUUCCAAAAGUGACUCUAAAGGUUCCUCUACACCUCAUGGUAAAGAAGGCAAGGGGGAGGGAAAAGCCUCCUCCACCCCCCACAGUACAAAGGGAAGUAAGUCUGGGGUGUCUGGGUCGGGCGGCACAUCUGCAUCCAGCACUCCAGAAUCAACACCCAAGAGGAAACGCACACGACAAGCCAAUUCCACUAAUGCGAGUCCAGCCACUCCAUCAGAUUCACAGCCCACUAAGAGAGGCAGAAGGUGAUAGCUGGAAGCUCAUGUUGGUGACAGUGAUUGUGAAUAUUCAAAUAACACUCUGCAGCAAUAUGACUAAAAACAGUUUUUUAACUGAACUUUAAGUGACAAGAGCUGAGUUCCCCUUGUGGGUUCGAGAGGUAAAAAGAGUCCUCUUGAUCUCCUAAUCAGGUUCAUUCGUUCAUAUUAAAGAAUGGGCCCUGUGACCGUCAUACUGCAAGGUAUUCUUUUUUUGAAACUGGACCCAAGUCCCAAAUCAUGUUUCCUUACAGGGGAAUAUAGAUCCCAAGAUACGCACCUCACCAUACUCUGUGAAGGAUGAACCAUGCAUGCAGCAUGUACAAUGAUAUGAAUUGACUGUUUUGUACCCAUGUCAGGUUAUUGGUCACCUAGUGUCCACUUUGGUGGUCUAGUG